AUGGCCGCUAAAAGGAGUUAUAUUUCAUUUUUAACAAAAAAUCAAGGAAUGCCAAUGGUUGCAGUCGGAUGGUGAGAUUUUAAUGAAAUUUUUAGUGUUGUAUAAAAUAAGGAAUACCAAAAAUAUGUGUUGUGGUUUUAUUUUCUAUUCCUGAGAACAGCUUACUUUCAAUGGCCGACUGCCGAUUCCUAUUCCUCGCCAAUUCCAAAUUAAAAUGGCAAAAUUUUGGCUUAUUUCUCGGCCAAUUAGACUCAAACUAACAAGCCAAGGUUAUCCAAUCUGUAGUCAGCAGAAUGCAAGCCUAGAAACUCGAAUUGAGUACAGAAUUUUAGACUUUGUUUUAUAUUUAAAUAUGGUCAUAUUGUACUUACCAAACUGCCUUGCAUUCAAUAACUCAUAGCUAUCUCUUUGUCAUUCUGAGUCGUUGUCUAAGCAAGUUAUUUAAUUCAUUUUAGGGUCGUGGUCAUAACCUCAGGGAUAACAUCGUUUGUGCUUGCCAAACGUCACAUUGAUCGAUUGCGAAUGGAGAAAAUCCGACGAGAAACGAAAUUGAAACUAGAAAAUGACACUUAG
Molecule: messenger RNA, 573 nt
Organism: Paramuricea clavata
Lineage: Eukaryota; Metazoa; Cnidaria; Anthozoa; Malacalcyonacea; Plexauridae
Source: the annotation of a GenBank genome assembly